Sphaeramia orbicularis (orbiculate cardinalfish) is the source of this 4901-nucleotide messenger RNA. It is a transcript of the gene npc1l1, whose product is annotated as NPC1-like 1. Bases 144 to 4235 code for a protein of 1363 amino acids. The transcript has 21 exons. The record is from RefSeq and is a predicted model, not a curated record. Gene Ontology annotation, molecular function: lipid carrier activity; cholesterol binding. Gene Ontology annotation, cellular component: plasma membrane. NCBI's taxonomy places the organism in Eukaryota, Metazoa, Chordata, Actinopteri, Kurtiformes, Apogonidae. Gene Ontology annotation, biological process: intestinal cholesterol absorption; sterol transport; cholesterol homeostasis.
AACACAACAGAGCACCUCUCACUCACCUCUUCUGUCUAAUGUAUCUUUUAAUUGGGCACCAGUGCUUAAUAUACACUCCAUUUUAGUCUGCCCGAGGACCCUGACUUUUUCUUGUUGUUGUUGUUGAACAAUUCCCAGGAAUAAUGAUCCGUUUGGCUGCCUUCAUUAUUUUCCUGUACUGUACGGGUCUGUCAGACGCACAGCAUGAGCCAGGCCACUGCGUUUUCUAUGAGGAGUGUGGUCUUAACCCGACCCUGAAUGGGACCCUCAUUACUCCUAUUGUCCCCUGUCUCAACUACAGCCCAGCCAGACCCAUACGAGGGGAGCACUACAGGAGACUCAAACAGGUGUGUCCCAUCCUGGACAGAGGGGAGGGCAACACAUUUGCCUGCUGCUCCAUCAACCAGCUGAACUCCCUGGAGAAGAGUUUAACCCUGUCUAAAGCUGUGCUGGUCCGCUGCCCUUCCUGUGCUGAAAACUUUGCCCAUCUCCACUGCAUCAACACCUGCAGCCCCAACCAGAGCCAGUCAGUGAAGGUCACAAAGAUCAUGAACGUUACCAAUUCUCAGGGGAAGACCAGAGAGGCCGUGGUGGCCUACCAGUCCUUCCUCUCCACCACCUUUGCAGAUGGAUCCUUCCAGUCCUGUAAAAACGUCCGGAUCCCCGCCACAGGAGGCUUCGCCAUCUCCACCAUGUGCGGGCGUUAUGGUGCCAAGCUGUGCACCCCACAGCGCUGGUACGACUUCCAGGGAGACUCCAGUAACGGCCUGGCUCCCCUGGACAUCGACUUCCAGUUAAUACCUGAGGGGGUCACUGCCGGGCUCCCAGCCGGUGUGGUUCCCUACAACGGACGUGCUCUGAAAUGCAACGAGACCACACCGACUGGGGGUCAGGUCUGCUCCUGCCAGGACUGCCAGGAGUCGUGCCCAGUUUUGCCAAACCCUCCCCUUCCACCUGGUCCCUUCAGACUCCUGGGUACAGAUGGGUUCCUUGUGAUCGCUAUUGUCUUAUUUUGUCUCCUGGUGUUUGCCUAUCUCCUCUACCUGGUUGUGUCCUGCUGGGUUGCAUCUAAAAAAAGGAAAUAUGAGGCACAAGGGAAGACCAAGGGAAAAGGCAAAGACCAGAACAGUAAUGAUGUGACUGAGCGGGUCAUCCACCCAUCAGAGGUCACAUGCACAGACAAGAACAGCCUGGCUGCACAUGCUCUCCUGAGCUCCAUGUUUCAGUACUGGGGAACCUUGAUGGCAACUUAUCCUUUAACAGUGCUCCUGGUGUCGGCUGUAGUAGUAUCAGCCUUUGCCACCGGCCUCAUGAACAUUGAACUCACCACAGACCCGGUGGAGCUCUGGUCUGCCCCCAACAGCCGAGCCCGCCAAGAGAAAGACUUCCAUGACACACACUUUGACCCCUUCUUCAGGACCAACCAGUUGAUCUUGACGGCACCAGACAGGAAAGGUCAUGUGUACGACUCUUUGCUGUUUGGACCGCAGAACUUCAGCGGCCUUGUGUCAAAGGAUCUGGUCAUUGAGCUGCUGGAGCUUCAGAGUAGAAUACGGGACAUAGAGUUCUGGUCAGAUGAUCUGAACCGCACAGCAAGUCUAAAGGAUGUGUGUUUUGCGCCGCUGAACCCAUCCAACCCAUCAGUGACGGACUGUGCAGUCAACAGUUUACCACAGUAUUUCCAGAACAGCCUGGACAACAUUAACGCUAAGGUGAACAUGACAGAGCUGGGGGUGACUAAAGAGGUGGACUGGAGAGACCAUCUAAUCUACUGCGUCAACUCCCCCUUGUCCUUCAAAGACAUCACUGACCUGGGCAUGAGCUGCAUGGCUGACUAUGGGGCUCCAGUCUUCCCCUUCUUAGCAGUAGGAGGUUAUCAAAAUGAUGACUACACUAAUGCAGAGGCGUUCAUCCUGACAUUCUCCCUCAACAACUUUGCUCGAAGCAACCCAAAGUUCAAAGUGGCUUUACAGUGGGAGAAGGAGUUUUUAAAAAUUGUCCAAGAAUACCAGGCUAACCCGAAAAACAACUUCACCUUUGCAUACAUGGCAGAGAGAUCUCUAGAGGAUGAAAUUAACCGGACAACAGCAGAGGACAUCCCCAUCUUCAUGAUUAGCUAUGCUGUCAUUUUUGUCUACAUCGCUGUUGCACUGGGAGAGUACUCGUCAUGCAAACGCAUCCUGGUGGACUCCAAAUUUCUGGUGGGUCUGGGUGGGAUCCUGGUGGUGGGUUGUUCUGUCCUGGCCUCGAUGGGCUUCUACUCCUGGAUAGGAAUCCCCUCCUCGCUAGUGAUUCUGCAGGUCGUGCCCUUCCUGGUGCUUGCUGUUGGGGCUGACAACAUCUUCAUCUUUGUCCUAGAGUAUCAGAGAGAUGUACGGAAACCUGGAGAGAAGAGAGAGGAGCAGAUCGGUCGUGUCCUCGGAAAUGUAGCUCCCAGCAUGCUCCUGUGCAGUCUAUCAGAGUCUGUCUGCUUUUUUCUAGGGGCCUUGUCCACCAUGCCAGCAGUCAAGUCCUUCGCCCUGUACGCUGCUCUGGCGGUGCUCAUGGACUUCAUCCUCCAGAUGACAGCCUUUGUUGCCCUUCUUUCCUUGGAUGCCCGUCGCCAGGACAACAACCGCUGUGAGCUGCUGUGUUGUGUGACAGUGUCGACACAGCGCCCCAACAAGCCAAAUGAGGGUCUCCUGCUGCCCAUCAUGAGGAAAUACUACGCCCCUGUCCUGCUGCACCGUUACACCAGAUUCUUAGUGAUGAUGGUGUUCAUCUUCAUGUUCUGUGGUUCCUUAUUCUUCAUGUUUAAUGUGAAAGUGGGUCUGGAUCAGGAGCUGGCUAUGCCUAAGGGCUCUUAUAUGCUGAAAUACUUCGAAUACCUGUAUAAAUAUUUUGAGGUCGGAGUCCCUGUUUAUUUUGUAACAAAAAAAGGCUUUGACUUCACCACUGUGGAGGGCAUGAAUGCAGUUUGCUCCAGUGUGGGCUGUGAUCAGUUUUCACUCACCCAGAAGAUCCAGUAUGCCACUGACUACCCAGACCGAUCCUACUUGGCUAUCCCUGCUAACUCUUGGGUGGAUGAUUUCAUUGACUGGCUGAACCCUGGAUCCAGAUGUUGUCGACAGUACACCUUUGGUCCGAAUGCAGGAAAAUUCUGUCCCGCAAGUGAACCCACCUGGAAGUGUCUCUUCAAGUGUAUGAGAAAUCCUCCUGAUGGCGUCCUGAGGCCAACCAAGGAACAAUUCAACCGCUACCUCCCCAGCUUCUUGAGUAACAGACCUGACCUGCAGUGUCCCAAAGGAGGUCUUGGAGCCUACGAUACAGCUGUAGUGAUGGAUGACAAGGGAGAAAUUAUAGCCUCUCGGUUCAUGGCGUACCACACACCUCUGACCAACUCUCAGGAGUUUACUGCAGCGCUGCUGAAGGCUAGAGAACUGGCAAACGACAUCACCGAGGGCAUGAGAAAAGUACCAGGAACCUCUCCUGACUUCGAGGUCUUUCCUUACACGGUGACUAAUGUAUUUUAUGAGCAGUACUUGACCAUUGUGCCGGAGGGACUCUUCAACAUUUCCCUGUGUCUGCUGCCCACCUUUGUCGUCUGCUGUCUGCUGCUGGGUCUAGACCUGCGCUCCGGCCUCCUCAACCUUAUCACCAUUAUCAUGAUCGUCGUGGACACCGUUGGGGUUAUGACACUCUGGGGAAUAGAUUACAACGCAGUAGCCCUUAUCAACCUGGUCACGGCAGUGGGUAUAUCUGUGGAGUUUGUGUCCCAUAUGACAAGAUCCUUUGCACUAAGCACGAAACCCACGCAUGUGGAAAGAGCAAUGGAGGCCACGGCCAACAUGGGCAGCGCGGUGUUUGCUGGUGUUGCUAUGACCAACCUCCCAGGCAUCCUUGUGCUGGCGUUCGCCAAAGCACAGCUCAUCCAAAUUUUCUUCUUCCGGUUAAACCUGGUCAUCACACUUUUAGGGAUGGCUCAUGGACUCAUAUUCCUUCCUGUGGUGCUCAGCUACUUCGGUCCUGGUUUGAAUAAGGCGGUUCUGCUGCAGCAACAGCAGGCCAAGGCAAAAGCCAAGCAUGAGCUGGAGAUGUCAAACCACAGGAUGCAGGGGUAUGAGAACCUGAGCUAUGAUGGCAACGAGACAAAACAACAGCCAAACUCUACAAAGCCUCCCACAGAAGCCAACAGACCCUCACAAGUUAUUAUAAACACACAGGAUGGUAAAGAGGAGAGAAUUGACCGUUUCUGAGCUGCAACAACUAAUCAGACUGUUUUCAAAGCUCUGAUGUCUAAAUACCUCUGUAACCAAACUGCACAGGGACGGACAACGGACAGGGAUCGGGGAUAUGUAUGUGGCUUCAUAUGGAAAUCAUUAACUUAACUAUGUACCUCAAUCAGGAAAGGACAAGUGGCACUGAAGACCAAAACACACAGCUGUGCAAUGUUUCUGAGCAACCGAAGAGUGGACUUUUGAUGAUUAGAGUCAACACUGUUAUCUCAACACAUAAAAAAACUAAAUGGGUCUCUUCACAUGCACUGCCAGAUUCAGGCAGCUGUUUGUUUGGAAUUAUUUUACAAGACAGGAAAUAGGUCUCAAUGUAGUCUUUUUGUAUUUUGUACUGAAUGUUAUAAUUUUAUAUGCAUAUUCAUAUUAGCACUGUUUUAAGUAAUUUAAUGGAACAUACACUCCAGCAUUUCAUAUUGUAGUUUUUUUUUUUUCAAUUGCAGUAAUAAUAUUGCUGUAAAAAGUGCAAUCAGUAAAGAAAACUAUUGAAUCUGUUUCAUAUUUGUUUCAUAUCAGUGUGUGAAUGUCCUCAAUGAAACAUUGGGUAUAAUGAUGUGGUGUACCUGCUUUUGCAGAUAUUCAUGUUUCAUGUGUUUCCUUGAGGUUUUUAUUUAUCUAAUAAAAUAAUUA